Messenger RNA from Sardina pilchardus (European sardine), 1736 nucleotides. RefSeq names its product caspase 9, apoptosis-related cysteine peptidase (gene casp9). Gene Ontology annotation, biological process: proteolysis; intrinsic apoptotic signaling pathway in response to DNA damage; positive regulation of neuron apoptotic process. Lineage: Eukaryota; Metazoa; Chordata; Actinopteri; Clupeiformes; Clupeidae. The record is from RefSeq and is a predicted model, not a curated record. The transcript is spliced from 11 exons. The coding region runs from base 32 to 1408 and encodes 458 amino acids. Gene Ontology annotation, cellular component: cytoplasm.
UGAAUCAGAGGUGACGUCAGAUUUGUGUCUGAUGAAAACAAGGAAGCGCAACGUGAAAGAAGUAGAAGAUCUAUGGAGAACUAAGCUGAGAAUGGACCCUAGACAUAAAAAGAUCCUUCAACGCAACAGAACAAAUCUUGUAGGGGAUUUAGACCCGUCAAACGUUUAUGAUGGACUCCUGACCAGGGGAGUCUUCACCCAAGAUAUGAUAGAUGAGAUAAAGAGCUCAGGAACCAGAAGGGACCAGGCCAGGCAGUUGAUGCGAGACCUGGAGACACGAGGGAGCCGAGCCUUCUCUGCCUUUUUGGAAUGCCUCCGUGAGUGUGGCUAUGAAAGUCUGGUCAGUGUCCUCCAGACUGAAGAUCCAGUUGGCCAGUCUGUGCCAAGCCCACGGACUCCAGUAAUCACACCUCUGCCAGUGUGUCCUAUUGAUGUCAGAAAGCCAGACAAAAUCCACAGUAGUCCACCUAAAGAAGUGCCUCUAUAUCCUACUGAAGUAGAUAUUGCCAGCCCAUCUCCAGAGAGGGAGAGCCCAAAACCCAGGCAAGGGAGGACAAGACGAGAUAGCAUCCAGAGUUAUAAGAUGGAUGCUAGCCCCUGUGGACUCUGCCUCAUUAUAAACAAUGUGGAGUUUGAACAGUAUUCAGACCUGAAGGAUCGUAAAGGUUCAGAUAUAGACAGUGACAAGCUGAAGAGGCGAUUCAAGUCCCUCAAUUUCGAUGUUGUUGUGAAACGAAACCUGAAACAUAAGCAAAUGAAACAAGAGCUGUCAGCGUUAUCAAAGACGGACCAUUCCAACUAUGACUGCUGUGUGAUCAUCAUGCUGUCACAUGGCACAGAGGCCACGCACAGCCGCUUUCCUGGUGCAGUGUAUGGCGUGGAUGGCGUCCCUCUGCCAGUUCAGGACAUCACAAACUAUCUCAAUGGACACAAGUGUCCCUCACUGCAGGGCAAGCCCAAGCUCUUCUUCCUUCAGGCCUGUGGAGGAGGAGAGAAGGACACUGGCUUUGAAGUGUCUCCUGAUGAGGUGGAGCCAUGUAGGGGUGGAGCAGAUGACCAGACAGAUGCCAUCCCUGUGUCGUCCAGCAGUGACUCUCUGAGCAUGUCAGACGAAGUUGAUGCACGGGCUACUCUCCCCGCGUCAAGUGACAUUCUGGUGUCCUACUCCACUUUUCCAGGAUUUGUCUCGUGGAGGGACACCAAGGCAGGUUCCUGGUAUGUAGAAACCCUGGAUCGUAUUCUGGAACAGAAUGCUGCCACUGACGACUUAGUAACUAUACUUAUGAUGGUCAACGAUGAAGUGUCACAGAAUUCUGCAAAAGGCUUGUAUAAACAGAUGCCGGGGUCAUUCAACUUCCUUCGAAAGCACCUCCACUUCCAGGCUCCAUCACACAGCAAGUCUACAUGACCAGCACAUCUGACUCUGGAUCACAGAGAAAUCCUCAGGAAUUCAUAAUGUUUAAAUGGUUAUCCUUUGGUAAUCAAUAUUGUUAGCUUUGUAAUUUUUUACUUUUACACACAAUUUGUAGUGCUGUUGUUUACUGAAUUUCUCAGUCAGAGAGUUGUCACCCUUUUUUCAGCAAUUUUGUAGGGUGUCUCAUUAAUGAUUAGACAUCAAUAGAUUUUAGCUUGACAACUUAUUAUUUUAUUUUUUUUACAAGUUAUUUCAAUAAAUGUAUAUGAUUUUUAACAUUGAGUCUUUGAUGUUGUCUGGUACAUCUGCAAUUCUUGGAACA